Messenger RNA from Meira miltonrushii, 1336 nucleotides. RefSeq lists its product as uncharacterized. The record is from RefSeq and is a predicted model, not a curated record. Bases 14 to 1336 code for a protein of 440 amino acids. The transcript has a single exon. NCBI's taxonomy places the organism in Eukaryota, Fungi, Basidiomycota, Exobasidiomycetes, Exobasidiales, Brachybasidiaceae.
CUUUCAAGCAAAUAUGCGAUCACUAGCAUUCUUCGUCAUCCCCAUCUCGGCUAUUUUUCUCUUGGUUUCAUUGGGACUGGUUGCAGAUGGCGUGGCAGGUUUAAGCCAAUUGGUGAAAUACUAUAGUAAUUUAGGAGACUUCUCUUCAGGCGGUGGUGGUGUUGGUGGCGAAAUCGGAGGUCUCACAUCUUCUUAUCGUCCUGCCUAUUCAACACAAUACAGUGAUGGAGGUGGUGUGUUUGGAAGUGCGUUUUCAACUUACGAUCCAUACACCUACUCAAGCUUUGAUCCAGACCUUUAUUCAACCUAUGAUUAUGAUUCUGCUUUAAGUUCAAUCUACUCCAAAUACAGUUUUACAUUUCGUAAACGUGAAGCAGAGCCAACGGGGAUUGCAAAACGUGAAGAAAAGAGAGCAUCUCCAACUGUUGCACCCGUUGUCCGUCAAAUUCCUCAUUACACUCCUGCACCAUUGACUAAGCGCGAACAAAGGACACAUGUGGAACACACAUUACAAAAACGUAAAAUAUUCACUGUAAGUCAAGCCAAAAGCAGGACUGCAGCAAUCUUGGCAUUUUACGUUUUGCAAUUGGUCACAAUUGUUGCUCUUUUGGCUACCGGUAUUGCGUUCAUGAUCACAUUCCGUAAACAGGACAACCAUGUUCAAGAGAAGAUUACGAGUUCUCAAAACAACAACAUCCAUGCGAAUACCAAUGAUCUCCCUCAAUCAAAUCAAAUGCAAGACGCUUCAAGUUCAAUUUACAAACGUACUACACUUUUCAAGAAAUUCUUUUUGGUCUUUGCCAUUUUCACGGUGCUUUACUUCAUCUUUGGAAUCGUUUCUUUUGGUUUGCUCGGCUCUCUCGGUCCUAUCGUCGCAAUCGCUGCAGCAACGGUUGCAUUUUGGGUCUUUGCUUUUUUGGCCUGCGUUGCAAUCUGUGUUACUCUCGUUUUGGACCGUCGAACAAGUGAAGAAGAUGAGACGUCCUUACGUAAUCCCUCUUUUGAUGGCGGUGAAUAUGGUAGCAGUAAAGGAGAUGGAAUGAUUGUCACUUCUUCUCAAGGACACAACCUUCAGCCCGUCAGUAUGCCACAACCACAGCAACCUCAAACUCCAGCUGGAUGGCAACAAUCCACUGCUGAGCAUCAGCAACAAUAUGCAACUGGGGCUAUUUCUCAACCGCAACAGCAAUCUGUCAAUCAGACAGCUGUCGCUCCUGAAAGUCAUCCAACUUCACCCCAGCAACAACAACAAGCAGCCGGUCCGAUCGACGGUCAAGUAUACAGAGCAGUAGUCGAUCAACACGGUAACACACAAAUGGUACCCGUUAAUCUCUAG